UCGAAACUAUCUACUUCGACAUCCUGUUCGACAUUUUCCGUCCGGAUCAGAACGUUUUUACUCCACUCCCCCAAAGAAGCUUCCAGAAACGGAUUCGUUUGCUAUGAAUCUCUUCAGAGGUCGAUUAAGUGUUGGGGAAAUGUUGCCGUUCCCAAAAGUACUGAAAGAGGAACAAACUCAGCGCUUGCAAGAAAUGGUUGGUCCAACCGCAAAAUUUCUUGAGUCCGAGGUGGAUGCCGCUAAAAAUGACUUGCAAGGCAAAUUUGAUGAAAAAGUACUAUCUAUGCUAGGGGAGUUAGGUGUCUACGGUCUACAGGCUCCGGAGAUAUACAAUGGCUCCGGGCUUAAUAACACUGAGUACGCUCGUUUGGUGACUCUUGUCGGGCACUCUGAUCUUUCCCUCGGUGUCCAUCUGGGAGCCCAUCAAAGCAUUGGCUAUAAAGGCAUACUUUUGUAUGGCACGGAAAAGCAGAAGGCAAAGUAUGUACCUGAUUUGGCUGCUGGAAAGAAGUUCGCCGCCUACUGCUUGACGGAGCCCGACUCGGGCUCGGAUGUGUCUUCCAUCCAGGCAAAGGCCGAGUUGUCUCCCGAUGGUAAACAUUACAUCUUAAAUGGUACCAAAGUAUGGAUUAGCAAUGGCGGAUUGGCCGAUAUCUUCACUGUAUUCGCCAAGGUUCCAGUCGAAAAUGUUUUGGGCCCAGUUGGUGAAGGUUUCAAGAUAGCCGUCAACAUUCUCAACCAAGGACGUUUCUCCAUGUCCGCUGUUCUCUCUGGAACCAUGCGCGAGGUCAUUAAACAGACUUUACAAUAUACGUCGCAACGAAAGCAAUUCGGUCGCACCCUGAAUGAAUUUCAAAACGUUCAGGAAAAAUUGACAAAUAUGGCCAUUCGCCAAUACGUCACGGAGGCAAUGGCUUACAUAUUAUCCGGAAUGAUGGAUUUGGGCGCAAAAGACUUCCAAGUCGAAGCGGCUAUGAGCAAAAUUUACUCCUCAGAGUCCGCCUGGUACUGCGUGGAUGAAGCGAUUCAAAUUCAUGGUGGUACCGGGUACAUGAAAGACACCAAUCUGGAGCGCAUUCUACGCGACCUACGUGUAUUCCGCAUCUUCGAAGGUGCCAAUGACAUCCUACGACUUUUUAUCUCUCUGACCGGGUUGAAUUACGCAGGCAAGCACUUGGCCGCGAGAGCACAAUCCCCCUUUGGUGCGGUCGGUCUGGCCGCAGAUCGGUGCAAACGCGUAGUGGGUUUAGGUGGUAGCGGUUCCUCUCUGACAAAACUAUUACCGCCACCUUUGGCUGAACCCGCGGCCCUUGCAGGGAAUGCGAUCGACGCGUUUGGUGCUGCGUCCACUCUCCUUCUGUCUCUAUAUCGCAAAGAAGUGAUUGAAGAACAGUUCCGUUUGACUCGUCUGGCGGACGCAGCGAUCCAGAUCUUUGCGAUGGUGUGCGCAUUGUCAAGAUCAGCGAAAGCGCUUCAGGAGCACUCCCAGUUGGCCGACUACGAACUUCAUUUGGCCAAGCUCGUUUGCUAUCAGGGGUCGAAAACCAUCGAUCAUUGUCUCUCCGAAUUGGACAAGUCUGCUGAUGGAAAAUGCUUCGAUCUGAUCCAGUCUGUCAGUUCCCGUUUGCUCCAACAAGGCGACGUUGUCUGCCCUUCGCCAUUGGGCUUUUGAGCCGUCUACCCAGUGUCAACAACUGUGAUGGUACAACUGUGCAUUAUUAAAAUCUUCACAUCACUUACCCUACCCCUCACUGGAUCACUGGUUGUGCCGUAGAUUCUUUUCGCUUUGACCGAUGAUUUCCCUUACUUAUCGCUUGUUUCUUUGUUAUUAUGCUUAUUUUUCCACGCACUAUAUCAUUUCUCACUUGCU
Dicrocoelium dendriticum is the source of this 1870-nucleotide messenger RNA. Lineage: Eukaryota; Metazoa; Platyhelminthes; Trematoda; Plagiorchiida; Dicrocoeliidae. The record is from the annotation of a GenBank genome assembly.